CCCCCCGCCUCCUGUGGAUUUUCUGUUAGAUUCAUCAUUUACCAUUCACGCAUCAUCUUUCACUCUCUCCUUCCAAUAUGACUGCUUUGUGUGCUGGCCUCCGCUUUAUUCCUGCUAUUCCCAGCCCAUAAAGGGGGCUGUGUGGGCCUUCAGCAGGACUGAGAAAUUGACUCUGCUGUCUGUUGAGAACUAUAAUGAUUGCAGUGACCUUCAUGUCUGGCAGAAAAUCCACUACCUGUGCCGGCAUAAUGGCGGCCAGCUGAACAUAGAGAAAAGGGAGUCUUCACCGAAUUCCUUCUCGUGCUAUAUGUAUUUCCUUUGUUCCCCUCUCUAUUCCCUUCUGUCCCCCUUCUCCCCACUGCAACUGGAGUGCUGACCUAAGAUGCAGCUGUGACUUAAGAGUUAAUGCUUGGAAAUAAUAAUACAUUCUAUUUUGCAGGCUUUGCCAAGCCAGUUCACCCACGUUGUCUCAUCUAAUAUUCCCCCCAACCCCUGUGAGGCCGGGCCUGCCGGCCUUUAGGUGCUGUCCUGUCCUGAGGCUUCGGCCAUGCCUGCACACGAAGAAAGGGCUUGAAGCUCGCCUGAAGGAAGAAGCAUGCAGGGGACCCCUGGAGGAGGCGUGGGCCCUGGGCUGUCCCCUGUGGACCGGUGGACGCUCCUGGUCUUCAGCUUUAUUCUGGCAGCAGCUUUGGGCCAAAUGAAUUUCACAGGAGACCAGGUUCUUCGAGUCCUGGCUAAAAAUGAGAAGCAGCUUUCACUUCUCAGGGAUCUGGAGGGCCUGAAGCCCCAGAAGGUGGACUUCUGGCGUGGCCCAGCCAGGCCCAGCCUCCCGGUGGACAUGAGAGUUCCUUUCUCUGAACUGAAAGACGUCAAAGCUUACCUGGGCUCUCACGGCCUUGCUUACAGCGUCAUGAUAAAGGACAUCCAGGUGCUGCUGGAUGAGGAGAGAGAAGCCAUGGCCAAAUCCCGCCGGUUGGAGCGUAGCACCAGCAGCUUUAGUUAUGCCUCUUACCACACCCUGGAGGAGAUAUAUAGCUGGAUCGACAACUUUGUGGCCGAGCACUCAGAUAUAGUCUCAAAAAUUCGGAUUGGCCACAGCUUUGAAAAUCGGUCCAUUGUUGUCCUGAAGUUUAGCACUGGAGGACCUCAGCGCCGGGCCAUCUGGAUUGACACUGGAAUCCACUCCCGGGAGUGGAUCACCCAUGCCACUGGCAUCUGGACCGCCAAGAAGAUUGUCACUGAAUAUGGCAAAGACCGCACGCUGACGAACCUACUGAACGCCAUGGACAUCUUCAUGGAGAUCGUCACCAACCCUGAUGGGUUUGCGUUUACCCACAGCAUGAACCGCCUGUGGCGGAAGAACAAGUCCACCAGACCUGGAAUCUUCUGCAUCGGUGUGGAUCUUAACAGGAACUGGAAGUCAGGUUUUGGAGGAAAUGGUUCUAAUAACAACCCCUGCUCUGAGACUUAUCGUGGGCCCUCCCCUCAGUCGGAGCCAGAGGUGGCUGCCAUCGUGGACUUCAUCACAUCCCAUGGGAACAUCAAGGCUCUGAUCUCCAUUCACAGCUACUCUCAGAUGCUCAUGUACCCUUACGGCCACUCACCGGAGCCUGUUCCAAACCAGAAGGAGUUGUACGAUCUUGCCAAGGACGCAGCGCAGGCCCUGUAUGAGGUCCACGGGAUCCAGUACAUUUAUGGCAGCAUCAGCACCACCCUCUAUGUGGCCAGCGGGAUCACUGUCGACUGGGCCUAUGACAAUGGCAUCAAGUUCUCCUUCACCUUCGAGCUCCGGGACACGGGGCGCUAUGGCUUCCUGCUGCCGGCCUCCCAGAUCAUCCCCACGGCCCAGGAGACAUGGCUGGCGCUUCGGACCAUCAUGGAGCACACCUUGAAUCACCCCUACUAGCAACACCACCGAGGGCAGAGCGGGAAGUUUCAUUCCCUUCCCCGAGGACUGGGGCUCCUCCUGAAACCCAAGUGAUGCCUCCUGUUCCCCACACCCCAACCUUGACCACUUAGGAGAUAAAUACAAGUUUGAACAGGCUUGAUGGCCUCUGGGGCUGGCCACCAACCCCUUUGGGCUCGCAUUGAGGAGGGGAGAGGGGCACUUGAAACGCCUCUUCAGUCCCCAGGUACUCAGGGGGGUUGAGGGGCCAGCCGACCUUACACUUGCUCAUCCUGCAAAAUGUGGGUCCUCCAGGCCCACGGCAGACAAUGCACCUGCUGGGGGCUGCUAGUAGGCACAUUGUCCCCUUGGUGUUUACAUCCUAAGAUGAUCCUGGAGGGGACAAUGUUUGAUCAAAAGCAGUGGCUCUCCAGUGGCGACAUUUCCGGCACCUUGAGGGAGAGGUGGGGACAGGCAGGCAGCUUCCUCCUCUUCUUGCUUCAUUUCAUAUGUUGGUAGGGGUCAGGGGUUCAUUUAAGACUCCCCCUCUUUGAAGAUCCCAUUCACCCUCUAAAGAAGAGUGAACAAGUCACUGGUUUGUGACCUGCGCCUCCUGGGCACCCUCUCAGUCUCUGCUGGUCCUGGACAGAGUCACGGCCAGUCAGGGCCAGCACAGCAAAGCCCCACACAUCCAGGGAGAGGAAAUCCUCUUUCCGCCCCCCCUCUUUGCCACAGUCACCAUGGUUGUCCUGCGCUGAGCGGUUAGUCCCGGCCCGGCAUUUACUAAGUAAGCACUUUAUUUAAGGGAGAGAAGGGAGAAUAUUUUGAGAUAGAAGAAACAAGAUGCACCCCCUCCCAAUCCUGAGGUUUCUUUAUUUUUUUUUUUUUUAGAUUUAUUUAUUUAUUUAUAUUAUUUAUUUUGAGAGAGACAGAGACAGCAUGAGCAGGGGAAGGGCAGAGAGAGAGAGAGAGAGAGAGAGAGAGCAUCCCAAGCAGGCUCCACGCUUGACAACGCAGAGCCCGACACGGGGCUCAAACUUACGAAACCACGAGAUCAUGACCUGAGCCAAAACCAAGAGUUGGACGCUUAACCGAUGGAGCCUCCCAGGCGCCCCUCCUGAGGUUGUUCCUAAUACUUUCCGCCUUCCUCCACCCCUGGGGAGCAGAGAUAGUGGGCCUGUUUGCCCUGCCCUCAGGGCAAGGCAGGUACUCUGAAGAAGCUGGAGGUCAACAGCAAUGCUGGGUGGGUCUGUGCACGUCUGAGGCAGAAAGCGAGACUUUCAUUUGCAAGGGCCAGACUUUGGUUUUGUUGCAAAAGAGGAGGAUUGUGGGUACCCGGGAGCUGGCCCCUGCAGGACACAGAGCACGGAGUUUUACUCUAAAUCGCACACAUGGAAGAAAGGAGGGUGAAGUGAGAACAAGUCCCUCUUUCCACCCUAAAAGGAGAUAGAGGUUAAAUUGGUAGAUGGAGGGGAUGGGUAGUGAUCGGAACUCUAGGUAAGGCCCAGGUCCGAAAGGGCAAUGAAGAAGCAGAUUAACAAUGGCCGAGCCAAGGGGUCUAGGCAGGUUAUUAGAGUGUACCCACGAGGCUGGGUACACUCUGAGCUGCGUAGUGCUCUGAGCAAAGAAAUGGUGAGGAGGCCUGGGAUGGAAGCAAGAAGGCCGAGCCUGGGGGCCAUGCGGCCAGCGGCCAUGGUGGCACAGUGGCCAUCGACUGGGGAUGCCUGUGCCCAGGACCUGCCAUGCCAUGAGGAGGCCUGAGCAAGUCAGGGUAAUGAACACCUGAAGAACCCAGAUCCUCUCCAGGGGAAGAGCCAAAAGAAGGAAAGCAUCCCGAUUUGCGCUGUGGUUUCUCCCAGGAGACAGAUUUUUUUUAAAGCUGGAAGUGAUUUGAGCGAGGUAGAAUUUCCAAGCUAAAGUUUUCUGCUAUUAGUGGGAAUAUGAGGCCAUGGGCUAAAUUAGUAUAAGCUACAGAUAAAUAAAGCAAGUUAUACCUUUAUACACCGGAGUGCAUGAUUAUAACUUUUGUACCCUCUGUGCAAAUAUUUUAAUUUGGGCCUCUUGGGGAGGAUAUUAUCAGUGUUUAAAAAUUUUUUUUUCUUAAUGUUUUUAUUUAUUUUUGAGAGAGAGACAGAGCAUGAGCAGGGGAGGGGCAGAGAGAGAGGGAGACAGAAUCUGAAGCAGGCUCCAGGCUCCCAGCUGUCAGCACAGAGCCUGACGUGGGGCUCGAACCCACGGACUGUGAGAUCAUGACCCGAGCUCAAGUCGGACACUUAACCGACUGAGCCACCCAGGUGCCCCGAUUCAGAGAGAUUUUAAAGGCCACACAAGAUCACAUGAAUGGGAAGUUGUCAAAGGGGUUUUGAACUCGGGUUUGUCUAACUCCAAAACCACUAUGUCUCCAUUUGUCCAAGUGUGACCUGUGGCCACAUUGGCAGCAGAAUCCAUGGGGAGUAAUGUGAAGAUAUUCGGGUUUCAUUCCCAGAGUGAAACAAUCUCUGGGGUGUACCCCCUCCCCCCCCCAAAUGUGUAUUUUUACCAUCUGCCCCAGGAGUUCUGAGGUCCCUUAAAGGCUGAGAACCACCUGCUUUCCUGUCACCCAGAAGAACACAUUUGAGUUUGGGGGAGGGGGGGAGUUGGGGCCUUGGGUCUCCCACCUUUUGCCAUUAUCUGUUAGGACCGAGGGUGGUUACAACAGCGGGACGCUGGUCAUCCUUUGCCAGAGUAUUGCCAAGGGGCUGCCUUAGCCUAGCCCUGGUCUGCAGACCACAGGCCUCAGCAUCACGUGGGAGCUUGCUGGAAAUACAAACUCUCAGGCCACCCAAGACCUCCUGAAUCAGAAAGAACCUCUGGGCAUGGGACCAGGUGAUGCCAAUGCCAUGCUGGAGAGGCAUGGCCCUAGAGGCAGGAGGGUCUGGACCCUGAUGAGCUUCUCAGUAACAACAGUGAAAAUAAUAACCGUUUCUAGCAUGUACCGUGUGCCAUUCAUGGUUCCAAGCGCAUGACAGGUUUCAACACAUUGGCUCCUCACAGCUCCGAGAAGUAAGACUCUCACUGUUUUUAUUUUCAAAUCAAGAGGCUCAGGAUGAGGAUAAUAGCCAAAGGGCGCCCAGUGACUGAGAGGCAGGCCUGGGACCUGAGUCUUGCCCAGAGCCCCUCAGGACCAGGGGCCAAGAGCUUGUUCUCACAGCCAUGUUGGAAAGACCUCUGUGAGGCCAACAGGCUCACAAGAGUUGGGGCUGAAGCUGUUUUACAGAUGGCAGUCUUCUUGAAAGGCAACUUUCUCUUUAAAACCCUUCAGUGAUUUAACACCCCCCCCCCUCCCCAGCCCAAGGUGCCGCGUGGCUGGCCCUGCACACCUCUCCCGCUUUGCCUGAACACCUUGGUCAUCAGCCCCAAGCCCUCUGACCUCCUCACAGCUCCUUCGGCUCCUUCCCAACUGGAAGCCCUUGCCUGUGCUCCUCCUUCUCUGGAACAUUCUCUCCUCUCACUCUCCCUCCAAAUGACCCACUCCUUAAAUUUUCCCCUUCAGUAUAAUUUCCUCACUUAGUCCUUCUAGGACCAUCCAUGAGAAGUAGAUCUAUUCUCUUUGCCGAGGCCUUACGUACUUCCUCGAUUACAGUGAUAGUAACUGACUUCUUUGUUGCUUUUCUUUGCCACUAGUUUGACUGCUCUGUAAGGGUAGGGACCACGUUCGGGUUAUUCACCCUCAGUUCCUGUCAGGUGCACAGUGGGUACUCAGUAUUUGUCAAAAGAGUGCUUCUCGUCCUCGUCCUCGUACGGAUUAGAACUAGGUUUAGCAUUAGGUGACAGAAUGGCUUUAGCAGAUCGGGGUUUUAUUAUUUUUUUUCAUGUAAUAAGUUGCCUGAGGUGGGUAGACCAGCCCACCUGACUGAACCUGACUCCUUGGCGCGCUGGGGACCCAGACCUUUCUGGACUGUUCUGUUUUGUCACUCGGCCAUCAUUUUGACCUCCAGUCUACCUCCAUCACGUGACUGAAUUCCAGGCAGGAUGAGGGGGCAAGGGCAACAAACGUGAGCCAGUGGCUGAGUUGGGCGAUCCACGGACUUCAACUUACACUUUAUUGGCUGGGACUGUGUCGGUGGCCAUGCUCAGCUGCAAGGGAGGCUAGGAAAUCACUUUAUAGCUAGGCACAUUGCUGCCCCCAGUGAAAUUAGAGUUCUGCUGGGAAGGAGAAAGGGGAGAAUGGAUAUUGGAAAGACAGCCAGCAGUCAGCUGCUGCUUCUCAGAAGGGAGAGAAGAUCUGAAGGGGGUCUCUGAAUCAGUUUCUUUGCUCUAGGUAAUCAAGUGACUGGCUAAAUGAUUAAGCCACAGAACUUUCCAGGGCCCUUUCAAAGCUUCUGGCCCAACCCCCUCAUCUUACAGGUAUGAAGGCUGGGGGUCUCUGGACUCGCGAGGCCCUGCAUGAACCUAACAUCUGGGAGAAGACUAAAGCGAGGCCUCUUCUUCCUAUGACCGAGGGGGUCUCCUCAGCAAGCCCAGGGACGUGACGGUUGGAGGAGUUUAUCAAGUGAAAGCUCAAUACUUAAACA
Molecule: messenger RNA, 6438 nt
Organism: Acinonyx jubatus (cheetah)
Lineage: Eukaryota; Metazoa; Chordata; Mammalia; Carnivora; Felidae
Gene: CPA5
Product: carboxypeptidase A5
Exons: 13
Coding region: 596-1906 (436 amino acids)
Biological process (GO): proteolysis
Molecular function (GO): metallocarboxypeptidase activity; zinc ion binding
Source: RefSeq, a predicted model, not a curated record